Molecule: messenger RNA, 1218 nt
Organism: Phytophthora sojae
Lineage: Eukaryota; Oomycota; Peronosporomycetes; Peronosporales; Peronosporaceae
Exons: 1
Coding region: 1-1218 (405 amino acids)
Biological process (GO): monosaccharide transmembrane transport
Cellular component (GO): membrane
Molecular function (GO): hexose transmembrane transporter activity
Source: RefSeq, a predicted model, not a curated record
AUGGUUUGGGCCCUCUGCGUCUCUGGCUUUGCAGUCGGUGGACCGAUUGGCUCACUUGCGGGAGGCCGACUCAGUGCCCAACUUGGCCGCAAGAAGACGAUGCUGGCCAACUCGUGCGUCUUUCUGCUGUCGGGGGCCAUCAUGGCGUUCGCGACCAACAUCUACAUACUCAUCGCCGGUCGGUUCCUCGUGGGUAUCGCCUCCGGUACAGCCACGGUCAUUGUGCCGCUGUAUCUCGGAGAACUGGCGCCGCCCAACCUCCGCGGAGCUUUGGGCACCACGUACCAAGUUGCGAUGGUCGUCGGCAUCCUGGCCACCGAUAUCCUGGCAUUCGGCUUCGCAGGAGAGAGUCAAGGCUUCACUCAUCCAGGCUGGCGUCUAAUGUUCGGCCUCGCGGGGAUUCUGGGAGCUUUGCAGCUUGUCCUGACUCCGCUGCUGAUCGAAAGUCCUCGCUGGCUGCUGAACAAUGGCAAGGCCAAGGAAGCGGAGGAGACUCUACGCCGUCUGCGUCAGUCUGAUGAUGUUUUCGACGAACUCGACAGUAUUUCCGCUGCUGACGCCGGGGAGUCGGGAGAUGUUCAAGGUGUGGGGGAAGUUCUCAGGGACAGGAGCAUCCGCUUGCCUCUGCUUGUCGCCGUGGUGCUGCAACUCGCGCAGCAGUUGAGUGGCAUCAACGCCGUCAUGUUCUACGCCAGUUCGUUCUUCCAGAACGCGGGGCUGGAGGACCCGUUGGUGGGGAUCACACUUGUUUACAUCGUGAAUGUGCUGGCGACGAUUGUGGCGCUGAUGCUCAUGGACUCAGCCGGACGUCGGCCGUUGCUGCUCUGGUCGGUGGUGGGGAUGCUCGUAUCGAGUGGAGUCCUGACGGUGGGGCUCAUGGAUCUGCUGCCGUUUGCCAGCAUGUUCAGCGUCGGAGGGGUCAUGAGCUUCGUCUGGUUCUUUGAGAUCGGCCUGGGCCCGAUCCCGUGGCUCAUCGCAGCCGAGAUGUUCCCGCCCAAGUCGCGCACGACGGCGACGUCCAUCGCCACGAUGGUCAACUGGCUGGGGCUCUUCAUCAUCGGAAUUGUGUUCCCCACCAUGCAGAACGCGCUGGGCGACUACAUCUUCGUGCCGUUCGCGGCUCUGCUCGCUCUCACGCUCGCGUUCUCGCUCAAGUUCGUGCCGGAGACGAAGGGCAAGACCCUCGACGAGAUUCAAGCAGAAAUCAACCCGUACUAA